AUGAGUGGCACAGGACUCGGAUGGCCCGCUUUAGUGCCACCAUACCGCAACCGCCUUGAAGAGUGGUUUAGCACGCCUGAAAAAUUGCAUGCCUCAUUCGACACGAGGGAAGAGCUUGUAUCAUUGCUUAGGGCUUGCGAUAACACGCUUCUUGAAAGUAGCCUGCAGUUGAUUGCGGAUGCACUUCUUGAAUGGCAUGCAGACAAUGCUCGCACAGUUGCGAGUGGGCGCAGGGAAUCAAGGAGGCGCUUGACAGAGUGCUUGCCCAGUGUCCCGGGAACUGGCCUUAGCUUGCAUGAGCAUUACAAUCAGAUUGCACUUCAGAGUCCACUUGCGUUGCUUCCGGUUCUUCGCAAGCGGAAGUUAGCUACUGAUAGGGUCGUGGAUCGCGGUGCCAGGGCCACUGAGGAGAUACGGCUUCGGCAGGAGUAUGCAUUGCGUCUUGCAGCCAUCAUGCAGGAGGCGCAACUGCCGGUGUGCAAGGUGCUUGCAGGGGUCAGCAAUGCCGAGGAAGCCUGGCCACGGCUGUUCGGGACCCGUCGAUCCAAGACAUUGAGAAAUCGCUUUAGAGCUUGGGACAAGUUUCGGGAAUGGUUGCUUUAUAGCCGUGGCAGGAGCUAUCCGGAAGGGGUAGCUGAUGUGCUAGAUUAUGCCAAUGAACGAUUCCAGGAAGGAUGUGGAAAGACAGUUCUCGAAAGCCUGCAAGCCUCUCUCAGUGUAAUUGAAGGUGUAGGGCGCGUGCCGUCUACGCAGCAGAUAUCUCAGGAUCCCACAUGGCAGGCGCAGCUCAAAAGUUACACAGCCGAUUUGGUUUCGGCGGCACCGCCGGAGCAGCCAGCCAGCAUGCUCACUGUUGCUAUCGUUCUUGCAUGUGAGAUCUUCGUUUGCACGCCCGGGGAGCCUAGUUACUUGAGAGCAUUGGGCUUUGUCUGCUUAUUGAUGGUUUGGGGAUCGCUUCGGGCUGAUGAUGUUCAGGGGCUCUUGCCGCAGACCAUGCUUCUGGACGAGCGAGGGCUUAGCAUUGAUCUCGCGCGGUCCAAGACUACAGGGCCCGACAAAAGGACCCACACCGUCAAGGUCUUCGUGGAACGGAGUAUCUCUCUGACAGGGCAUGAUUGGCUGAAGGUCGGAUAUGCACUUUGGAAGGAUUUCGAUUUUGAGAGGGAUUAUCUGGUUUUGAAGGCCAAUGAAGGUUUCACGGAACCCCUGGAGAAGUCGGUGCCUUCCUCCACGGUGGCCCUUUACUUCCGCAAAGUUCUCAGUGAGUUGAAAACGCCCAAGCGUGAGGGGCGCACAUGGAAGGCCAAUGAUCAGCGUCCGCUGCUCCCGGGAUACACUUCCAGUCAUUUUACGGGACAUUCUGCGAGGAACUUCCUUAGCUCGGUCGGAGCGGCCAUCGAUGUCGACCCCAGGGAGCUUGAUUAUCUGGGUCGCUGGAAGGUAGGUGGCGAAGGUUCUGCAACCUACAUUCGCACUUCUAGGCAGGUUGUGCAUCGUCUCCAGAGUCACAUUGCUUGUUCCCUUGUCACCGGACAGCCAAAGCACUACAUCGAGGUGGAUUCCAUCAAGGCUUUGACGGACUAUGCAGCUAAGGCGGGGGAGAGCGAGUCUCAGGUUCGUCGCCGUCACACCCUCCUCGAGGGAUCCAAAGGCUUGGGCGGGUCGUGGCCAACUCUGGCAUUGGAAGUGGGUGUUGCGGCACCACCUUCUCCAGUCGAGCAGGUUUCGAUGCCAGGCAGCCGGGGGGAUUACUUCAUCGUUACCUCUCGCACCACAGGCCUGAGGCGUCUGCACAUGUUGGGCUGCUAUGUCAAGCCUGAGAAUUGUUAUGAUGUGAAAUUUGUCAGUCAUGUCGGCGCGGAGGACGUCGAUAACAUUUGCAAAGAUUGCAAAGCAAGAAUGAAGGCUCAGGCCGGAGAGGAGGAAUCAGACCCCUCCAGCAGUGACAGUGGGAGCGAGUCGAUGUGCCGGCGGAUUCCGCAUCCUGUCACAGGCCUCAGGGCGACGGGUGGACACAUCGCAGUGCAGCUAAAGGCCUCAGGGCGGCUAGCAAUCCAAGUCCUACAGGGCCACAGGCCGGGCGCGGCCUUCGCAUCAGGAGUAGCGGGAGUUACUCGGGCUGCUGGGAAGGCGGACUUUGGUCUUGAUGAUGGGGCUGCUGAUGGGCGACAACAAAUCGCGGGGGUCGUCGCUGCAUGGGAACUUGCACGCGACGUAAUCAGCAAAGAGACGGAAACACGAGCAGAGGCGAAAGUGUUAGGCCAGCCGCGAAUCUUGCAAGUCACAGAGAGGCAAGCAAUGCUCAAGGCGGUAGCGGCCGUUCACGGGCAGCUGGGAGAGUCGGAGACUCCAUCGUCUGAGUACCUCGCUCUCAAGUGCGAGGAGUGCGAAGCCAAUGAGCCUCAGGCUUCAACCUUGGAUGCCAUAACUUCGAAGAAGAACACGCUCACCACGAGCAUCCAGUCCAGCCUUGACGCUUCGGGGCGAAUUCAUAUUACUCAGCACAAAUCCAAGAGCGAGCUCCCGACUACUACAGAAGCUUAUCGCAAGGUCCUUCGCGUGGAAGCUUUCACGUGGCUAUGCAUGGCAUCCCGCUUCAAAUCCAAGCAAUGGCUUCAGGAUCUUAAGCUGUCUGACUUCGACCACUUCGUGAACUACAUCCUUGGCGAAAAGGUCGCUCAGCUCUCAGUGCCUACGUCUCAUCAGCCAGCCGAUGAGACCUACUUCACGACGCCGCUCGCCUUGUCCAUCAUUGAGCGACCACGCAAGUGGCACAAAGGCAAGGGCAAGGGUGAUGUGGGCUCUUACCUUCAGUCAUUGGGCAAUGUCACUAAUCUUCUUCAGUUCGAUCUUCAGCGCUCCACGGAGCAUGACUUGACUAAGGAAGGCUUGUGGCAGCACAUCUUUCAAUUGCUUGGCGAAGGGGAUUGGAUCCUCAUUGUGGAGCAGGCUAAUUAUUUUCUUGAUCAGACCGUGACGGCAUGUCAACUUGCAUGGCAGUAUGUUCUGGAGCACCCGGAGGAUCUCGGCGCAACGCCGGAUCACGAGUUACCGGCUUCCAUCUGGCAGCUACCAGCUCUGCGUGAGCUCCAGGUUUCCACUCAGGCCAUCACUUUUGCUUUCUUUCAAUGCAGCUUUGAGGCUCCCACUUCCAAACCCACACGCCUUCUCACUAAUCUACGGGCCUUUGUCGAGCAGCCUCCGCCUUUUGCUUCAUGGCCACGCUUCGACUCCAGUGAUCGCUACGUGGGGCCGUUGCCGCCACGCUGCCCGCACGGGAAACAUGACAAAGUACUUGCAGGCCGAGAAGGCUCCCGCUGGGCGACCGAGUCAUCAGCAGCCUAUCCUCCUCUGUUGUGUGAGUGGCUUGCGCAUGCUGUGCUUGCUUCCGCUUCGCAGGGGGGACUUGGGUCAGCGCCGCACAGCUCCGUUCCAGGUGAGGCAGGUCCAAUGCAGGAAUCCCACGAGGCAACGCAGGAGGUGCAUCAGGAUUUAUGUGAAGUGCCGCAGGGGCUGCACCAGGUGGUUUCCGAUAGGGUAGAGGCGGUUACUGAUAGGGUAGAGGCGGUUGGCUUGAUCGAGUCGGAAGCACCUCCUUCCACUUUGUUGCCGUCGCCAGACUCUUCGGGGUCCGCGUGCAAAGGCUUCCCGGCUUCCACAGAAGCUUUGGCAUCCUUCGUGCGUAGCAACAUGCCCGGGCACCCCUUUACCACGAUUAGCCUUUACCUUAACACUGGCACCAAGCCCCACAAAGACUCCAGGAACGCACCUUUGCCCAAUGGGAUAAUAGGGGUUACUGACUUCGUAGGAGGAGAGAUCUGGGUCGAGGCCCAGGAUGGGGAGUCUGUUCAGAUUGUUGACGGUAAGCGCUUAAGUGGUCACCUUCUUCCGAUCAGUGAGACACCCACCUACAUACAUGCCUACCGCGAUCUUCACCUCACAAUGCCCUGGAAAGGUAAGAGAUUAGUCAUCAUAGCUUUCAGUGUAUCGGAGCAUACUCAGGCAUGCGAUGAGGAUCUCGCGUUUCUUCGCGGGCAUGGUUUCGUCCUUCCGGGCGAAGAGCACAGUGUUGAUCUUGAGGCGGUCCAGUCAGAUGAUUCGGAGGUGCUGGAGGGGGGUGAGGUCGAAAGGCCGGAGCCCUUCAAGCAUCAGGAGUGCCACAACAUCGGGCUGCCUUUGAACCUCGAGUGGGAUGGCAAAACUCAGCCGAUCACGGAUGGCUUUGGACUCUGCUCACCCACUAGAUGGCCUCCGGAAGCCAGGGGGGGCCUGCUGCCCAAGCAGGCUUUGGAGUUCGCCACUGCCAUGCAUCAAGUGCUUCGAGACUUUGUAGCGGACGUUGUGCCUGAUAUCAAGCGCACGGCGAUGGAGCUUGCGCUAGGCCGCCUUAAGGAAUCGCCUUUCACUCCCGAGAUGUUAGGGGUCCUUAGGAAGGAUUGGUUUAGUUGCAUAGAGGUUGCUUCGGGAGGCAAGUGUACGGAUCUUGAUGUGGUGCCGAGUGGCCAGCCAUUCUUCUUGCAUGCUGUGUCUGCGACGGCUCGGCUGUUGCAGGACCCAGAUUGGAAAGCCGUUUCUUGCCAGGAGGACUCCUAUGUCAGCGGGGUCGCGAUCGGUUAUGACUGCCCCGCGCCUCACUUGCCACAGGUGUACGAGUACAAACACAAGUCCCGCAAGCUCGAUGAAUCGGAUGCCGAGUGGCAUCGCGAGAACUAUUCGUCGGCAAACGAAACAUCGGAUCAGCUUGAGAAGAAGUUUGCAGAGGAAGAGGCUCUUGGGCGCAUGGAGGUAGUUCACCUUGUGCGCAGCGCAAAGCAAAGUCAGGAGGCCACCUUUUGCCUCACCGGCGAUGUGACGGCGGCUCACAGGUUGUUCCUUGUCAGAGAGGCCGACUGGCCUUUGUUGUGCUGUAAGGUGCGCAACGACACGCCGGUCGUUUGGUACAACAAAGUAGGAACGUUCGGUAUAUCAUCAUCCGCCUUCCUUUGGUCCAGAUUGUUUGGAAUCAUCGGCCGCUGCACCGCGCGCUUUCUUUUGACAUUGUGGUUCUAUCACCUCGUCUUCGUAGAUGAUGUUCACGCCAACUUCGCAGGAAGGGAGAAAUUUCAUCAUUUGCUCAUGUGGCUAGCAUGCUUCGAGAUGUUUGGCACACCUUUCGCAUACAAGAAGUUCCGCGGUGGGCUCACUUCGGCUUUUGUGGGUUACGAACUUUCUUAUCCAGACCAGAGGGUCGGAAUUUCCGAAUCGCGGGGCCAGUGGCUCUUGAAAUGGAUCGCUGAGGCUCGGUCCUCGAAGUUUGUUGUUUCGGUUCGCAGGUUUGCUGAGUUCUUAGGGAGGCUGGGCUUCGUCGCUCGGCUUUUGGUUUGGCUUAAGGCACACCUUGCACCGCUUUACAGCUGGAGGGCAGCGGUGAACGACAGUUCAGUCGCUCGGAUGCCCGACACCGUCAUCCUUACCCUUGAAUAUCUUGACCUCACGUUCAGGGACAUGACGUUCAAGGUCGCCGCAGCAAGAUCAGUCAAAAGAGAAGGCGUGGCCUUCCGCACUGAUGCAAAGUGCGCGGACGGGUACGUGGUCCUUGGGGGUUGGGAUUGCGCAGGCACAACUCAGGAGUCCAGAUGGUUCUCACUUCGACUUACUCCCUCAGAGGCCCCUUACCUCUUCGACUCAGAAGGUCACAGUCAGUGGGCUUCGGCAUCGGCUGAAUUGCUGGCCACGCUGGCUGCCCUGCACAUCUUCGGUCACCUUGAAGCCGGGCCAACUAGGCGUUUGAUGAAGGUUGAGGUUCUAGCUCAGACGGAUAAUAAGUCUAACGAGGGCUUGACUCGCAAGGGUUCUACAACGCGCUGGCCCUUGCUCAUGGUUAACAUGCAGCUCACCCAUGUUCUCAUGAAGGCCGGCUUGCGGUUGAACUUGGGAUGGCGUCCACGGGACGAAAAUCAGGAGGCCGAUGAUUUAACCAACGAAAUCUUCGACCGUUUCUCUGAGGAGUUGCGGGUCCCAGUGCAGUACUCCGAAUUGCCGCUUUCCUUUCUUCACACUCUUUACGAAGCCAGGCGUGCACAGCUGAGCAGCCGUGAAGUGGAUUCCAUCCGCGACACGGCCAGGGAAACCCCAGCAGAGGGGAGAGCCGAGCAGCUGCAUCUUGGGGAAGACGGCAAGAUCUACAACUCCCGGGGCGAGGUGGUGGAGCUGGAGAGCAUGGGGAGCAUCGAGAUAGAGUGUUGCGUUUGCAUUGCAGUUGAGCUUGGUGAGCAUGCAUGUGCUGGUGGCUUGGAUGAGCAUGAGUUGCAGCAUGGUGAGUUGCUUGAGCAUGUUGGCCAGGAAAGCUGCGGUAAGCUAGAGCGAGAACAUGUUCUUAGAUCGCAUGUGCCGUACAAUGAUCGGCCCCGGGACUCAGGGAUGAGAGAGGUGCAAAUAGAUAAGUUUUUCUAUAAGGGCCUCGCAUUCCUGGUGUUGGUUUUGGUUGGUGCUUUUGCCCUCGGUGUGGUUCCGUACCGUGAGGUGAGCGGAUCCCGAGGCCCAGCAGCCAAGGAAGCCAUGUUGAAUGACAUGUCGGCAUGGAGUCGUAGCGUUGGCUUGGUUGGUGUUGCUCCCAGUGAGUUGACGGUGAGUGUGAAGUCGGACAUUGAGGGUGUUGUGAAGAACCUUGCACAGAGUUUUGCUGAUGGUUUGACCGCCGGUGCCAUCGAGGUUGUGGAUGCCCCUGUUGGUCGGCAUGCUGUUGUUGCAGAGCGUGCGGUGAGGACCAUCAAGGAAGGUGCAAACACACUUUGUGCUGGGUUGGAACAGGUCGGCUUGGAGCCCUGCGGGAAGGGUGUUACGUAUCUUUUGAUGCACGUUGCCCAGGUCUAUAACCGGUACCAGGUGCAUCCUGGAUCGGCGCUGUCCCCAGAACAGCGUUGCUUGAAGACCACCCGAGGACCGCAUGCCGCUUAUGUUUGGGGUGCCGCUGUGCUUGCCACUCCUCCUCCCUCUUUGCGUGACAAGAUCACCGGCCGUUACGGCCACGCCGCCUACCUUGGACCAGAAGUCGGAAGUGGAAGCCACAUUGUGCAGUUUAGGCUGCGGGAUGGCACCUUGAAGAUUGCGAGAAGUGCAAGAAUCCGGAUGUUGGUUCCUCUUACCUUUGAGGUGUCGAGCUUGAAAGGUGUUUGUCGCAUGUUGCCAGGAAGGAGAGAUGAUGCCCAGAAGAAGCUCCCCGAGAGCACUGGCGAAAAUGUGCACGACCUCCCUUUACCGAACACCGCGACCCGAGGACCACCACCAAAUUGGAUUGAAGAAAACGGAAGAACCCCAAGGUGUCGAGCUUGCCGGCUGCGCGGUUUUCCAGCGGAUAAGGCAUGGCACACCCAGAGAUGCCGUGAUCGAUACGCUGAGUUUGUGCGGAACUCCUUCGAUCCCAGCCGGGCGAUCCUCGGUCAAGCCCCAAUUGAAGAAGAGCCGACUGGGCUUGAUGAUUUGGGUGCUGGAUUUGAUGUUGAUCUUGGGCUUGAUGUGCCGGAUGAUCUUGAUCCUUUCUCGAAUUUUCCAUUGGACGAGGAUUUGGCUGAGUAUGAGCCCAGCCUGCCUGGAGUUGAGAAUGACAUAGAAGUUGGAGAAGAACUCGAGCAGAUCGAGGCCCCGAGCCCGGGCGAGCUUGAUUUCAUGCAAGUGGAGCCGGAACCUCUUGAAGCACUCCCAGAAGAAGAGCGGGAGGCUAUGGUGUCUAGCGUGAUGUAUCGCGAGUCCAUCUCCUUUGCUGGUGCGUCGGUUUGCUUUGCAGGGGCCGCCACCACCAAGGUUGUUACUCCUCAGGUUGUUGAGCUUGGGGGGGAGAAGCUGCUUGUUGAAGUGUCAGCUUCUGCAAAGGAUGAUUUGGCCGUAGUUUUCGCUGCAUGGUUUUCCGAUUGGCUCUUUGCUGCGCUCUUUUCUUGGCAAUUUCCUGCGAGAUUUGCUUUUGCUUUUCUGGAGAAUGCCGCCUGGAAGGCGUAUUCGGGUCCGAGCAAAACGGAGGCGUCGGAGAGAGAGGAGACGAACGAGCAGCUCGAGCAGCUCACACACCAUUCGAAGCUCGUCGAUCGAUUUUCCUCGGCGAUAUUUUCUUAG
Molecule: messenger RNA, 8085 nt
Organism: Symbiodinium sp. CCMP2592
Lineage: Eukaryota; Dinophyceae; Suessiales; Symbiodiniaceae
Source: the annotation of a GenBank genome assembly